This is a messenger RNA of Candida albicans SC5314, 942 nucleotides long. RefSeq lists its product as uncharacterized. The record is from RefSeq and is a predicted model, not a curated record. The transcript has a single exon. NCBI's taxonomy places the organism in Eukaryota, Fungi, Ascomycota, Pichiomycetes, Serinales, Debaryomycetaceae. Bases 1 to 942 code for a protein of 313 amino acids.
AUGACAUUAGAGAAUUUGCAGGUGAAACCUGCUGAAAAGAAACUUGUAAUAUGUUUGUUGCCAGGGGUUCAAUCUAGUAUUCAUUCCCUAGAUAGUGAUAGAUUAUCACUUUAUAUUAUACGACAUGGGAAAAUAUACUAUCAGUUUAUCAAAAGCUUAGUUGCAAAGCAUAAACAAACCAUUUUCAUAAUCCAAUAUAAUCAUAACACCUCUUCCACUACUGAGACAACCACGAGUAACAAUAAUAUUGAAGAUGUAUUGAAUUAUUUUCAAUUCUUAUACCAAGAGAUCAACUCAUCACAACAAUACAGAUUCACAAGCUUUUCAACUAUUAUAAUGUAUGACACAGCUCAAUACGACAAAUAUCAAUUAACUCCUCAAUUCAUAUAUAUUCAACAAUUACUCCGUUAUAUCAGUUUAAAACAUGGCAUGAAAAUAGUGUCAUUGCGAAAUAUGGUAGACGCUUUAACCAUUGGAAAUAUCGAGCAAUUAUUAUUGACUUUGGACUCCAUAUCACCAAUUCCAAUACUUGAUUCGAAGGGAGUAGAAAUAGCUGUUCAAACUAAUGAUAUUGAUAGAACUGAAAGUAAUGGUCAUGAAGCAAGCCAUAAUAAAUCUCAAAUCAAUUUGUAUAUACCAUACACAUGGGACUCUUGGAAUAAAAUAGUUGUUCAAGGGAAAUCAAUAGUUUUACCAAACACUGAUGAAAUAAUAAUUAGAAAUGAAUCAAGAUUGGAAGAAUUGGAUAGUAAUUAUGAAAAGUCGUUGAGUAGGGAGUCCAAGAAUAAUGUUAAUGGUGGUACAAUCGUCGAUUUGUUAUUACCUCAGGAUUAUUUGCAAACGAGAAAUAAAAAUAAACCAAAAAUUGAACUGCUUCCUAAUUCAACAUAUUCAUUAAGUGAUAUGUUAAGAGAGAUUGUUCAACCUUCUGUUUUAGAAUAA